GGACACGGGGGACAUGGCGCCGUCAGGCAGCAGGAGCACGGAAGCGGAGGGGAUGGAAAAGGAGGAGGACAGGGAGUCCCUGAUGAUGGAAUUAACUCGGCUGGUGCAGAAGGUGGUCAAGCAGAGCAGCUGGUGGGAGAGGAAGGGGAUUGACUAUGCCAUCCUGGCCUCUGCAUUCCUCUCUCUGCCUGCAGCCUUCCUGUUGCUGGGAUCCUCUUCUGGCCUACUGUUUGCACUUGGCGUGCUGGUCAUGGGCACUGCCCAUGCCAUCAUCACCUUCAAGGGGACCCAUCUGGCCACCCACGGGUUGCUAAACGAGUCCCAGGCUUGGGCUGAGUUCUGGGCCGUGUUCUUCAUCGAGGUGUGUGGUGCUUUCACAGCCAGGGCAGGUGUCCACUCCCACAUCAAACUGCACCACGCCCACACCAACAUCUUAGGCCUGGGCGACUCUAGCACCUGGCGCAUCCCCUUCCUGCCCCGCGCCGUCUAUCUGUUCCUCGCCCCGCUGACUGUGCCAAUCCUCACUCCCCUGGUGGCGCUGGGUAUGUUAAAGGACUACUCCCUGGUGCACGCGAUGCGUACAGUGUUGAUGGUGUCACUGGGUCUGUACUCGCAGUACUGGCUGCUGGUGAAUAUCUCUGGGUUUGAGUCCCCUGCCAGUGCUCUGCUGUGCAUGCUGCUGUGCCGGGCUCUCUACUCUAUGCCCUACAUCCAUGUCAACAUCUUCCAGCACAUUGGCCUGGCCAUGUUCUCUCCAACCCGCCGGCCCAAACGGAUCCACCAGAUGACCCACGGCGUCCUGAACCUUCCCCGGAACCCAGUGCUGGACUGGACCUUUGGACACUCGCUCAUCAACUGCCACGUGGAGCACCACCUCUUCCCCUUUUUGUCUGACCACAUGUGUCUGAAGGUGAAGCCCAUUGUUUCCAGGUACCUGAGAGAGAAGAAGCUGCCCUAUCAGGAGGAAGCUUACCUCUCUCGCCUCCGACUCUUUUUCCACAAGUACCAGGAGCUGAUGGUUCUGGCCCCGUCCAUCACCGAGCUGGUGGGGGUGCAGUAACCAGGGAUGGGAGGAAGGAUCCAAAGGUCACCGUUCCUAACGCUUGAGCAUGAAUUAUGUCUCAAACGAAACUGAACCCGAGAUGAUGGUCUUCUAUGCCACUUAGUUAGUUUCUAACGGUAGCUCUGGAGGUGGUCACAUGGACAUGUUUAUAGACCUGAACUCUUGGUUUGGGGGAUUAUGGAGGGCUUUGUGAUUACCGCAAUGUACCGAAUGAAACCAUGUUAACAUAACAACCACUGCAGUGCAUUUUAGAGAUGCAAACCUAUGCAAUAUUGUGUAUUCAGUUUAAACCAUGCAAAGAGUCAGUGUCUCAGGUUGUAUGCGACUGUGUGUGUAUUAAUGAUUAAUUACUAUGAUUGUGUCGGCAUUUACAUCAGUCUUCUGUGUGUAAACCACUGGUGAAAACUGGAAAAGUUUAGAUGACAGAGCAUACCAGUAACCAACUCGGCCAAAAGGUGAAAGACUGUUAUCGAUACGGACCACACAGAACACACUGAGAAUGUGUUGCCUCCUGACAGAAGAUAUUUACACUAUUGUACUACAGUGUUCUAUCUGUGUUUGCCCUAAAUCACAUGUUUUAGAGGACUGUGACCAUCUGUCUGUACUAAGGUCCCCAUCGAUUGUUCUCCACUGUUUGCAUUUAGGACUUACCUGUCAAUAUUGUUCUUGGUGUGGAAUUAAUCUAAUUUGUGAAAAGAUUGUAUGAACUUGUUAUGGCUCUGAAAGCCACAAUUUCAAAAGGAACAAACAUUUAGUGAUGUUUUUACUAAAUGUUGAGAGCAAGGCUAAGCACAUUUUCUGUAGAAUUACACAGCAACACCUGUUGAGAUGUAAACCAUCCAAGUUCUCUGGAACAAAUUACUGCUGUGGCUGCAUUAUAAACAGCUAACAGCUGACUCACCCCCCCCCCCCCAUUCAUGAGGGAUUCAGGGUGAAUCUCUGGGGACCAGGAUUGGAGACCGCUGUUCUUCUAGUGUCUUAGAAGUGGCACCAUCACUUCUGACAUUAACACAUGACAGUGUCAUCGCCUCCUGUCUUCCUCAGUACAGUGUAGGUCUGACUGCAUUCCACUGCCGGGGAAAGAAUGGAAAAGAUUCUUGCUUGUAUUUUAAUUGAACUAAGUCUCUGGCGAGUAUGGAGAAAGUGGGACAGAGGAACAUGACGUAAUGGACUUUUGCUUUAAAGCAGUGGUCUCCAACCCUGGUCCUGGAGAGCUACUGGGUCUGCUGGUUUUCGUUCUUACCCUGCAAUUAACUAUAAUCAACUGCUCUAAUUUAAUUAAUUAACUCACCUCACCUGGUUACCUAGGUCUUUUUACCUAGAUUUUAAGGUGAAAACAAAAACCAGCAGACCCAGUAGCUCUCCAGGACCAGGGUUGGAGACCCCUGCUUUAAAGGCACAGUAGAUUCAAACGCUGGUAUUGGACUCUAAACGGAGCUUGGAACAACAGUAACCCUGCAUUAGAAUCUGCUCUGCACACCUGUGGUGAAAAUUCACCAAGCUGAUAACCCCAUUUACCUGGCAAAGCUGCAUCUCGUGGCACGUCGACUAUGGAGUGAGUGCGUUCAAUAAAAACAUAAAAUAACUCGUAUCUGAUAAAGCUGUGCCUUUGUGUGCUUUAAAGGAUGAAGUGAAUGUGAACAUUGACCUUGGAAUGAGUUAUCUCCCUCUCUUUCUCCCCCCUCCCUCCAUGUACUACUGCUUGGUAUGAAGCUGUCCUCAAGGUUAAAUAGCAUUAAAUAAAAUGAAUUGGAGAAUCAA
Messenger RNA from Conger conger (European conger), 2824 nucleotides. It is a transcript of the gene fads6, whose product is annotated as fatty acid desaturase 6. Bases 14 to 1060 code for a protein of 348 amino acids. The transcript is spliced from 6 exons. The record is from RefSeq and is a predicted model, not a curated record. NCBI's taxonomy places the organism in Eukaryota, Metazoa, Chordata, Actinopteri, Anguilliformes, Congridae. Gene Ontology annotation, biological process: lipid metabolic process. Gene Ontology annotation, cellular component: membrane. Gene Ontology annotation, molecular function: oxidoreductase activity, acting on paired donors, with oxidation of a pair of donors resulting in the reduction of molecular oxygen to two molecules of water.